GCCGCUUAACACUUGACUGACAUGGCGUCGAGAGUUUAGACCCUAGUAUAAACCAGCCCGCCCAAAUUCCUUGCCCUACUUUCACAGUGAAGCUCUGAGGCUGAUGGAGAAGAAGAAGCAAAGCACUACAGUCAAGGACAACAAGACCAAGAUCUUCGGCAACACGGCGCUUCAAUUAAACGAUGUAGAGGCGUCGUGCAUGGUCGGCGGUAUCGUCGAGAAAGGCUUCUCCGAUAACCCGCUAUCGGGCCCCGUUGCUCCGCCCCGGCCCAGUGUUCUUCACUUCCCUGUUGCUCGCCACCGCUCCGAGGGCCCGGUAAGCUCUAAAUCACUAGUUAAUUUGAUCGUCGCUGUAAAAAGAUUUGGUUGAGAAUUGAAGAAUUUGUGGUGACUGGUUUUGUUUUUUUUGUUACAGCAUUGGAGUCCGGUAAAUAGUAAAAUGGGAGGUGAGGAGGGUGAGGGUGA
Molecule: messenger RNA, 465 nt
Organism: Fragaria vesca subsp. vesca
Lineage: Eukaryota; Viridiplantae; Streptophyta; Magnoliopsida; Rosales; Rosaceae
Exons: 1
Coding region: 104-370 (88 amino acids)
Source: RefSeq, a predicted model, not a curated record